AUGGAGGAAAAGAAAAUUACUUUGAAACGUAAUGCUGCAUUGGGAGAAGGCGCUUACGGCUCCGUGUUUAGGGGGGAGUUUGAAGGCCGUCAAGUCGCAGUAAAAAGAAUUCUCCUAAACAAAUUCAAUGAAAACGAAGAAGAAUCUUUGCGAAAACUGGAUCACCCAAACAUUAUCAAACUUUUUCAUAGUGAAAGUGACAACGAGUUCAGUUACAUUGCAUUAGAAUUGUGUGAUGCCUCGUCGGAACAACUUUUUCUGAAGUCGGAUGAUCCCAAAAAGUACAAUGGACCAAUGCCAUGUCAUAUCGAAGUGUUUCGUCAAUUAGCUUCAGGUCUUGAAUACAUCCAUUCGAAGGAAUUAAUUCAUCGAGAUAUUAAACCAGAGAAUGUUCUCAUUUCCGUUCGUUCAACUGGCCGAGCCCAUGAGGUAACAAUCAAAUGGGCUGAUUUUGGGUUGUCUAAAACAGUAAAUAAACGAGGGACGUGCACGCUGAGCGGAAUCAAAGGAACAAAAAAUUGGCUCGCUCCCGAGACCCUGAAAUGCUUCAAAAACAAACAAAGGGCAGGUGAGCUUCGAGGUACCGUUCAGAGCGACGUGUUUGUCCUAUGCCUUGUCUUCUGUUAUAUUCUUCUGAAUGGAAACCAACUCUACGGUUCUAGUGAACAUAAUGUUGGCAAAAACAUAAGAAACGGAAAUCCGAUAAACAUGCAGAGUAACUCCCACUUUACGGCUUGUGUACUUUUAAAAAUGUUGGAGGACGACCCUAACAAAAGGAUUACAUCAAAAGAAGUCGUCAAGCAGCUUAGUUUCAUCAAAGUAAAGCUCGAUGCCAAGGAAGAAGAAUUGCGACAACUUUUACGCGCUCGUGACUUUUCGGACGCUCAUAUCUUAAAAAUGAAAGAUUUUACUGUGUUUGGAAUCAACGUGAACCACGACGAUGGAUGGAGAGCGCUUCAUUGUUUAUAUCGUUCUCAUUCAAGCUCAAAUUUAAAGGACGCUGUUGAAAUUUUAAUCCUAUUGAAAAUUGACGUGAACUCAAAAGACACAGAUGGAUGGAAUGCUCUUCAUUAUUUGUGUCGAUAUAACUCAAGCUCACAAUUUCUCGACACAAUUAAAAUCUUAAUCCAACAGAGCAUUGACUUGAACGCAAAGAACAAAUUUGGAUGGAACGUGCUCCACCAUUUGUGUUGGAAUAAUUCAAAUACAAAUUUCUUAGACGCAAUUCAACUUUUUGUUGUGACCGUGGUUAAAGGACUUUUAUUUCACUGA
Molecule: messenger RNA, 1272 nt
Organism: Daphnia carinata
Lineage: Eukaryota; Metazoa; Arthropoda; Branchiopoda; Diplostraca; Daphniidae
Product: serine/threonine-protein kinase/endoribonuclease IRE1-like
Exons: 4
Coding region: 1-1272 (423 amino acids)
Biological process (GO): protein phosphorylation; IRE1-mediated unfolded protein response; intrinsic apoptotic signaling pathway in response to endoplasmic reticulum stress
Cellular component (GO): IRE1-TRAF2-ASK1 complex
Molecular function (GO): ATP binding; protein serine/threonine kinase activity; RNA endonuclease activity
Source: RefSeq, a predicted model, not a curated record